Messenger RNA from Homalodisca vitripennis (glassy-winged sharpshooter), 6604 nucleotides. RefSeq lists its product as uncharacterized. The transcript is spliced from 5 exons. Bases 242 to 1468 code for a protein of 408 amino acids. The record is from RefSeq and is a predicted model, not a curated record. Lineage: Eukaryota; Metazoa; Arthropoda; Insecta; Hemiptera; Cicadellidae.
ACAAUGUACCACGUGACCUGCCAGACAGGUGGCAGCCACAACGGCCCGAGCGUUGGGGGAGGACGUCGCCGUCAUUGUUUAGCUCUCGAAAUAAACCCACUCCGGGGCCAACUUUCUAAAUUAGUAUCUGUCUUCGAACAUCGUGUCCGGCAGCGGCAGUCGGUGGCACUGGUGUCGCGAGUGCCAGUCGCGUGUGUAGGUUAGCCCGAUGUUAGGUUAGGUUAGCGGCAGAUAUUCCGAAAUGAACAUCCUGUUUCGGAAGAACUUCCAGUCGGAUGGCGCCAAGGGCCGGGUCCGCAGCGGUGGUGGUGCCAAACGGACCGGGGACUACUAUGGGUAUUCCGCCAUGGAGGAUCACCACGGCGGGUACCGCACCCACAUCUUCCUGAACCCUUCCAAUUUGCCGCAGGAGUACGAGGGUGACCUGCCGUCCAGCCUGUCCGCCAAGCGGCCUUCAGUCACCCUGAUGAGGUGGGCGACGGGCGGUACCAAGAGGAAGCCCUCGGGCGGCAAGACCGACUAUCCCCUCAACCAGAAUGACACCCCUAGCCGUCAGGUUAGCUUCAACAACGGCAGCGGAAGACCAGGGGUGUAUAACACGACUGGCCCCAUAGUGCUGCAGUCUGUGCCGAGGGCCGAGCCCAUCACCUUGGCAACUCUAGACCGUGACUGCUUCAUCAUCCCCGUGGCCAGCAUCGACCGCUUUCUACCAGCUGGAGUGCCGCUACCCCUGCCCAGUGCCAAGCCGAGCCAGCUGAGUGUUCUCGAGGUAGAUGACCCAAAGCUCUGUGUGUUGAUCCACCUGAUGACAGCUAUGGAGCCAAUUGAGCCUAUCCUUGAAUCUCCCCUCGUAAUGCCCUUGGUCAAGCAGAAGACAGCAGCGUGUGAUCUGCUCACAGAAGUGGGAUCUGCCAAGACUGCCAUGGAGGGCAUGCUGCUCUCCAACCUAGAGCGGAAUGCGGAGUUCCCUUUCAUCGCAUACUACCUCAUAAACAAGAACCAGACAGAUCCUCGCGAGUUCUUCUACAACUGUCGCGCCACCUCGCUGAAGAAGUUCGACCCGCAGUGUACGCGAUACACGACAGCGCACACGUUUGACCUGUUCAACGAGGUAGCGACCAUCGCCAGGCCGCCGCUGGAGACCGCCACCAAGCGGCCAAACUCUGACGCCACUGGGUACAUCAUCUCCGUCUACAAGGUGUUCGAGGGCGACGAUGGCGAGAAAUUUGAGAAGAACUGGCUCUACUGGACGGGGGCCAGGAUGAUCUACCGGUACCUGCCCAAGUCUGUGGGAUUGCGGAGGAUAACUCUGCACAAGUCUCAGUCCACGGGAGACAAGCUCUACCUGCUCAUGGUGGAAUGUUCAAACUUCCUGCAGGACCUGACGGCUGCUGCAGUUCUAAUACCGGCUCUAAGAGCACGUCUCUGUGGCUACACCGGUCUUUACCGCACCACAGCCGUCUUCUAAUGUGAUACAUUCAUUGUGUUCUUACUAUUAAACUAUUGUUUAAGAUACUAUAAAUAACAAUUUAAUUGUAAGUGAAAUGGUUUUGUUACCACCGGAGUCCUCAGUUUAUGUGCUUUGGAAGCUUCCAGUGAGAUUUAGUUGUUGUGCAUGGGACCAUGUUACAUGAAAAGAAAAGAAACUUCCCAAAAAUUUAUAUAAUUUUUCCUAGUUCAUGGUUGUAACUAUCAGUCCUUUCAACUAUAGGCAAACUUGAAGUCCUACAAUUAAAGUUGCGUAAAUAACACAAAUCAACAUUUUUGCGUAUUACGCUAUUUAAAGUGUAGAAAAAUCCGAAAUGUAAUGUAACAAAUAUUAAUAGAUAUUCAUAGGUAUGAAAAUCAUAAUCUGUUUCAUUGGAAUUCAAGUACUUUGUAAAGUAGGAAAUUUCUAUUUUUUUAAUUACUAAUCGCCAUUCAUCCAGAAAUGUGUCUAAUGCACACCAUUUGCUUUGUAACAAUUCACUGUAAAGUGUUUAAAGAAAACAUUUAAUUUCAUCUAAUCAGGAAAAUGAAAACAUUAUACACAAAAAAUGAAACUAUUUUUCAUUGACUAGCGGAUUAUUAAUACUUUCUGCAAGUUAUCAAAAAGCAUACAAGUAUGUUAACCGUGUUAUAAUAUAAGGAUCGGCUCUAGACAUUUUGACACCAUGGUACUUCAAGCUACCAAACCUACAUUUUUAUAUACAGAAGAGUGUCCACAAAGUCAUGUCACACUUUUAAUUCAUCAUAGCUAAUCUAUUAUUGAUUGUUGGUCUAUGAAACAUAUAUAAAUGUAAAAAACUGUUUGUAAAGUUUUGUUUUAAUUAACUAAGUUACCCACUGUUCUCAUCUGUGGCUAAUGUUUUUAUGAAAACAGCCAUAAUGGAAACUUUUUCAAGAAAAGUUGAUAAUAUUUUAUGGCUAGCUAAAUUUUAUACUGUGAUUUUAAUGCAGCAUUAGUAUCUUCGAGUGUUUCGUGAAAAUCCAUCUAACAGACGCAGCAUUUAAUUAUGGGAUAAGACGUUUACGGAAACAGACAGGUUAUUGGACAAAACGAGGACAAAUGGGCUAUUAACAAGAGAUCAAACCGCUUUGUGGCAACAUUGGCAACGAUGGAAUGAUUGUGAAGGAAACAGAAUUUUUCGGACUUUUGCCAUCGUUCAGUGAAACAAAAAAAUCAGUAACACUACUUUUCUUGUUUUUUGUUUUACUGAACGAUGGCAAAUGUCCGAAAAAAUCCUGUUUCCUUCACAAUCAUUCCAUUGUCAAAAAUAAACUGCAAACCUAAGUAUAUAGUUCACAAGAAAGAAAAGACAAUCUAAUGGUUAAAAACCUCAACUAUUGCACGCUUUGACAAAUUAAAGAGUUGACUUUGCUGUAUAAAAAUGGACUGGCUAAACAUUUUAUAAACCGAAUUGUUUUUAUGUUGAGGCUACCUUUCACUUGUCUGGAAAUGUAAAUCGUCAUAAAGUUGGUAUGAACACUUAAAGCAACGAAUCAGAGUUGCGAUUGAAUCAUUUAGCCCAAAAUUCCUGAUAAAAAGGUGGGAGGAGAUCAAAGUUUGCUUGGACAUUUACAGGAUAAUUUAUGGUGCUCAUGUUGAGCUUAGAAAAACUAUUUAAAGUACUCUCUAAUCCUAUGUUAAUAUCAUUCAAAGUUGUUUAACAAGGUGACAAGACUUUGUGGACACACUGUAUAUUCACGUUCCUAUUUAUCAUUAUGAAUUAUAAGGUUCAAUAGGCAUGUUCCCAAAUAUUUAGGAGUCUGCUGUUAAGGCAGCAUUUUUGGUCCAGUAAUAACAAUGCUAAACAAACAACACCUUUAUUUAGUUACACCAUCCAAAAAUUAUCAAACUACAUAUCAAUAUUACGUAUGACUGAGCUGGACCUGAACAUGAAUUUAUAGCAUUAGGUAUAAUAAAAUAAUCCAGUACUUUGUCGAUGGUGAGAAAUUACCAAAACACAUAAAGAGAAACCCCAAUAAGUGCUCAAACUAUUUCCGAUAUCCGAUGAGCAAGACCUUAGUUCCACUUUCGUCCCUCCGUACUCACAAUCAUCCUAUGAACGUUGACCAGGCAUUGGACUAGUGAAAGGCAAGUGUAAAUUGUUCUGUAUAAGUUGUACCUGACCAAUGAAGAGCUCAAUUGUCGUACUUCUAAGAACGCGUCGUGUCCACGUCAUGGCACCUCACUCUAAGCACCACCAGAGAUAAUAAUCACAAGUUUUCAUAGUUUAAAUCAACUUUCAAUCGAUUUAGACACUUAAUUCCCCUUAGUUCACUGUAGUUAUUCGCAUUUUGUAGUUAAGACUUUAAAAUAUUUAUUAGCUUCUACUUGCAUUCAAUAGCCUUUCUAUGAACAAUCUUCCAGUUCAAACUCUAGAGCGAAAAUUUCAUCGGUAAUAAAAAUUAUAUAGGAAUAGACAGUAUUAGAAUAGGUUAACAAAUUUCCCAGUAAAAUAUAGAAUUUUCCCCAUACGAAUAAUUAGUCAGCGAUAAAAAUAGACAAUUUUGGAAUUACGUGGAUAUUUUUAUAAAGUUGUAAUUUUUAUUAAAUAACCCCCAAGAACUCCAACUGUUUUUAAAACGCAAGAACUCACACGUAGAAGUUACCUCCAGACCUAAAACAUUGUAGGAUUACUUUAUUGAUUGAAUAAUUAAUUUGCUAUGAAUAGCUAUAAAUGUUAUUUCAAAUCUUUAAUGAAAGCAGUCAUACAUGUUUGGCUAACUGAUACAUUGAUGAAAAUUAAAAAAAAAUGUUCUAACCUAACAAGUGCUCGAUAAUUAUAACAAUAUUAAAGUAGUAAAAAUAUACUUUGAGUGUAUGGAGUCUAGCUUUGAAACUCUACGCUCUAACUUUUGAAUAAGUUUAGACAGAAAUGUUGGAAUCAAAGAGUAUGUGAUACACUGUGUUUAAAAUUGCACGUCAUGUGGAUGGUGUGAACAGUUUUCCUCUAACUACAUGAUUUGGAUGUAAAUAAAAAUAAAAAGUAGCGACUUAUCAAAGAUGGCUUUAACUAAAUUAAUUUCAAUUAUUGGAUUAAUUGAUUACAUAAUUGAGUAAUAAGUACAUCUCUUCAUGGUUUUCCUGAUUUAUUAUAAUUAUUUAAGAAAUUAAACUGAAAUAUUUUUUUAAUUACAUUUAAAAGUGCACCUUAAUAUUUUAAAUCCAGACCAACAUUUAAACUUAAAUGAGUUGGGAUUAAAGUCAUUCUUGACACUCUGCAGUUUUUUAAUAAUAUUAUUUAUUAAAACCUUUAAAAAAGAGAAAUUUCCAAGCAGGAUAUUUUCAUUUUUAAAUUUUGAUUUUUUUCUCUACGCCCUAUUCUUUUAUACCAUUAAUGAGUUUUGUAGCCUGAGGCUUUGAAAUAUUACCUUUUUUCCAGUCAUGUUGAGGAAAACAAAAAAUCACAGUAUUCUACAAUACAAAUUAUUUAUUGUAAAAUAAAGUUUUGUGAUACUACAAAAUAAAAAGAAUUGUGCUAAAGAACGUUCAGAAAUAUUUUAAGUAGUUUAUAAUGCUUGAAAAAAUAUUGUUUUUAUACAAAGCAAAAUAUCAUUGUUGUGAGGUAACUUCUAUGAUAUGAGUUCUAUUAAGUUAAUAGUAUUCCUUUAAACAAAAACCUAUUUGCCUGAAAAUAUAUUACAGUUACAUUUAAAAUUGAGUUUCAAAAUUUUACGUUGCUAAAUUUUAUAGCAGUACACAGAAAUGAUUAGGUACUUAUAAACAUAUUAAACUCUAAAUUAUUCAACUUUGGGAUUUAAUAUUAUGUUAAUUAUUAAGUUUCUUUGAUAGAAAGGUAUAACUGUGUGAAAACCUUUCUUCGUCAAACAAUAUUUGUUUUACAUUUGAAUAAUAUUGUACAGGGUGUUCACAAACUAUCCAGUAAUAUUUUGGAAAUUUGUUCUUCGGGUCAAGGCAACCAAAAAACAUAACAUAAAUAUGAGCCAUAAACGCUUAGUUUUCUGUUUGUUUGUUUUUUUAGGUAUUUAUUUUUUUAUUUCAAAAACCAGUUAAGAUAAAAAACAUUUCUAAGUUUACACUAUUAUUGCUUUUGCCGUCUCAAAUCAAUUGAAAAAUUAAUGUUAUUUUGUAAUUUCACGUAAGAUGGCAGUCAGUUAAAUUUUUAAUAAUUAGUAACUAAAAAUGUUAUAAAAAUUUAAUUGCAUACAUUUUGACACUGAAAAUAUAAAAUUCGGUCAAGAAAUAAUUUGGAUGUAAGCUUUGAACUAUUGCAAAAACGCACAGCAAACUGUUGUUUACCCAUUUACGGCACCGUUUAUAUUUCAUUUUUAUUUUUGUUUUGAGACAAAGGAAAAAUCCUCAAAAUAUCACUGGAAAGUUCAUAAACACCCAGUAUAUUACAAAAUAUUGUGUUUUAUAAUACGAAUAUGAGUUAAAUUGUUUAGAAUGAAUCAAAGGUGUACUAACCCAUAAUAUCGUUCCCAAGAUAUAAGAUAUUAUUACUUUUUCGUACACUGAUUUCCUUUUAUAAUGUCCCAGAACAUUAAUACUUUGCGUUUAGGAAACUAAUCAUCCACAAAACAACCUCAGUCAUAAAGACUAUAUUCUAACUAGAAAUGGCUUCCGUAGAUGAAUUGUAGGUAAAUAAAUACUUCGAUUAAAUUAAAUUUCACUACUAUUCUAUGCAAGUUGAAAGUUAUCUACAAUGGCUUUAUAUUAACGCUAGAAUUCUAUAACUUAUUUCUAAUAUUAAACUAUUUUUAAAUUAGUUGUUUAAGAUGACAAAUAUUUUUUGUAUAUAUUAUAAGCGUUGUUAUUGAAUUUUAUAUUCUAAAAAGUUUCUGCCUGUGAUUUAAUUUCAUGUCAUAACAUUAAUGUAUUUAUUUCACCAGCAUUAUUAAGGUCAAAUUUUGUGUUACGUAAAACUUCAACAUCUUUCAAUUGGUUACGUGAAAUAUGUUAUGUACGUAUUGUUUACGUUUGAAAUACGUGAUUGUUGGCGACAUAUCAACUGUUAGGUCUAAGCUCAUCUCACAAGUUGGCUGCCGCUACUCGUCAACUCUAUGCUAUCACGACUUGUGCUUCAAGCGUAUUUUAAACUUUAUAAGCAUAAAUGACAUUUUAUAGCAGUUUUAUUAAAAUAUUUAAGAACGUUGA